Molecule: messenger RNA, 558 nt
Organism: Schistocerca piceifrons (Central American locust)
Lineage: Eukaryota; Metazoa; Arthropoda; Insecta; Orthoptera; Acrididae
Product: cold shock domain-containing protein 3-like
Exons: 3
Coding region: 1-558 (185 amino acids)
Source: RefSeq, a predicted model, not a curated record
AUGGUCAGCACUGGUAAACUUAAUGAACAACGAAUACUAAAUAAAGUCCAAUUGGAAAGUGUCGACAACCUCAUCCGGAUGUGGGAGGACAUCUGCGACUGCGACAGGGGCGUGGGAGGGUUUGUGGCGGUGGGCGGCGGCGAUGGCAGCGGCAGCGGCGGCGGCGACGGAAACGGAAACGUCGGUGGCGGACACGUCACAUUUCUUGAUGCUGGCCUCGCGCAUCUCGCUAAACGUUUGUUGCGUGUUGCUGCUGGGUCCGGCCGUCUGGCUGGUCACAGCUGCUUCCUGGACGGGGGCGUCGACCACCGCUACCCUCUGCCGCCGGAAGGCAGGGGAGGAGGCGGUGGCGGCUCGCUUUCCAUUGUGCCUUCGCCCUCCGAGUCGGAGCUGAGCAGGCGUUUCUCUCCGGCGCUACCUGCGCUGGCCUCGGCCGGGGCCGUGACGGCGGCAGGGGGGUGGGGGAGCCGCUGGGCUCUCCGUGGCGGCGGCUGUCGGGGCUGCCGCUUCCGCUGUCGCUUCUGUGGCUGCUACGGCUACGACCGGCUCUUUGUUUAA